AUGUGUUUAUUCGACACGCAAAACGAAAAGAGAUUUAGGUUAGCUAUCCACAGGAAACACAAAAUAUAUAGUGAAUUUUGUGCAACUUAUAUAGAAAACAUUUUGCAAAAUUUAAUAGGGAGUGAAUACAGUGUUUAUCUUUUAGGUAGAUUUUAAAUUAAAUUGCAAACAAUUUUCAAUCAUGGUGAAGAAACGAACCGAAUUUGAGCAGAGCAAAGAGGAACGUAUGGUAAUGACAAUAGGAGAGAUUAUACAGGAAUUAUUAAAGGCGCAUCAUGAAAAUAGAGACAUUGAUCUAAACAAAUUGAAAACACGAAUUUCCUCAAAAUAUGGCUUGGAUUCUUCUCCAAGAUUAGUUGAUAUUAUUGCAGCUGUGCCUAGUGACGCUAGGCAUAUACUUGUACCAAAAUUAAAAGCAAAACCUGUCAGGACUGCUAGUGGAAUUGCUGUUGUAGCAGUAAUGUGCAAGCCACACAGAUGUCCACAUAUUAAUAUGACUGGAAAUAUCUGUGUUUAUUGUCCUGGAGGACCAGACUCUGAUUUUGAAUAUUCCACACAAUCUUACACAGGAUAUGAACCUACAUCAAUGAGAGCGAUACGUGCGAGAUAUAAUCCUUUUUUACAAACUAGGCAUCGCGUUGAGCAGUUAAAACAAUUAGGACAUAGUGUUGAUAAAGUUGAGUUUAUUGUUAUGGGAGGUACCUUCAUGUCUUUGCCAGAUGACUAUAGAGAUUAUUUCAUAAGGAAUUUACAUGAUGCACUCUCUGGUCAUGUAAGCAGUAAUGUUGACGAAGCGGUUAAGUAUUCUGAACGCAGUCGUACAAAAUGUAUUGGUAUUACUAUUGAAACUCGACCUGAUUAUUGUCUUAAGAAGCAUCUUUCAGAUAUGUUGCGCUAUGGAUGCACGCGUUUAGAGAUUGGUGUGCAGUCUAUAUACGAAGAUGUAGCACGUGAUACUAAUAGAGGACAUACAGUGCGUGCUGUAUGUGAGAGUUUUCAACUAGCAAAAGAUGCAGGAUUUAAAGUGAUAGCCCACAUGAUGCCUGAUUUACCAAAUGUUGACAUUGAACGAGAUAUUUAUCAGUUUAAAGAAUUUUUCGAAAACCCUGCGUUUCGAGCAGAUGGAUUAAAAAUUUAUCCGACACUGGUCAUACGCGGCACUGGCUUGUACGAAUUAUGGAAAACUGGAAGAUACAAAAGCUAUCCGCCAAGUGUACUCAUUGAUCUUAUAGCUCGUAUUCUGGCUUUAAUACCACCAUGGACACGUGUCUAUCGCGUGCAGCGUGAUAUACCUAUGCCGUUGGUGAGUUCUGGUGUAGAACAUGGGAAUCUACGUGAAUUAGCACUAGCCAGAAUGAAGGAUCUUGGUUUGGAUUGUCGUGAUGUUAGGACACGCGAAGUUGGAAUUCAGGAAAUACAUAAUAAAGUACAGCCUUAUGAAGUGGAGCUUGUACGACGUGAUUAUGUAGCUAAUGAAGGAUGGGAAACGUUCUUAGCAUAUGAAGAUCCAAUGCAAGAUAUCCUAAUUGGUUUACUCAGAUUAAGAAAGUGUUCUGAUAACACAUUUAGACCAGAAUUAAAGGGAAAGACUUCAAUAGUAAGGGAGCUUCAUGUUUAUGGCAGUGUAGUGCCUGUUAACGCUCGUGAUCCUACAAAAUUUCAGCAUCAUGGCUUUGGCACUUUGCUGAUGGAGGAAGCUGAACGAAUUGCAAGAGAGGAACACAAAUCUCAUAAAAUUGCUGUAAUUUCAGGUGUUGGCACACGUAAUUAUUAUAGAAAAUUAGGUUACGAACUUGAUGGUCCAUAUAUGUCUAAAAUGCUUAUAUAACAAACUAAUAUAGUAAAUUCCUUAAAUUGUGUUAAAUAAAUGAAUAAAUUUAAAUA
This is a messenger RNA of Linepithema humile (Argentine ant), 1884 nucleotides long. It is a transcript of the gene Elp3, whose product is annotated as elongator complex protein 3. Gene Ontology annotation, cellular component: elongator holoenzyme complex; cytoplasm; nucleus. NCBI's taxonomy places the organism in Eukaryota, Metazoa, Arthropoda, Insecta, Hymenoptera, Formicidae. The record is from RefSeq and is a predicted model, not a curated record. Gene Ontology annotation, molecular function: acyltransferase activity, transferring groups other than amino-acyl groups; iron-sulfur cluster binding. Gene Ontology annotation, biological process: tRNA wobble base 5-methoxycarbonylmethyl-2-thiouridinylation.